This is a messenger RNA of Trichoderma atroviride IMI 206040, 2100 nucleotides long. RefSeq lists its product as uncharacterized. Gene Ontology annotation, cellular component: membrane. Gene Ontology annotation, biological process: calcium ion transmembrane transport; intracellular calcium ion homeostasis. The record is from RefSeq and is a predicted model, not a curated record. Lineage: Eukaryota; Fungi; Ascomycota; Sordariomycetes; Hypocreales; Hypocreaceae. Gene Ontology annotation, molecular function: calcium channel activity; calcium ion binding.
CACCGCCAUGCCGGCCGUCGACGGAGGAUGGACGACGAGAGCCUCAAGCGCAGACAGACCGGCGAGGACGUCAGCAUGAACGCCAUGGGCCGGCUGUACGCCAAGAUCAUCGGCUUCUCAGUCAUCACGCGGUACAUGGUUUACGUCGUCCCCGUCGGCAUCUUGCUGGCAGUCCCUCUGAUUGUGCUUCCCCUCACCGGCCACAAGAACGACAUCCGCCUCGGCACCAACGACGGCGCCCACGGCCCGCCUCUGUUCUACCUCUUUCUCUGGAUUCAAAUCUCCUGGCUGUCCCUCUGGGGCGUCAAGAUGGCCGUCUGGUUCCUCCCCCACGUCUUCAUGUUCUUCUGCGGCAUCGUCAGCGCCGGCACUCGCAAGUACGCCACCGUCCUGAGCAACCUGACCAUUGUCAUCUCCAUCUUCUUCUGGGGCCUGGCCUCGUGGCUCACUUUCAAGAGCAUCUUUGCCCAGGCCUACUCUGAUGGAAUUACCUGGGUCGUCAACCUGGAGCGUGUGCUCGGUGCCUCCUUUGUGUCCUCUGCCAUCCUUCUUGGCGAAAAGGCCGUUGUCCAGCUUAUUGGUGUGUCGUAUCAUCAGCGAUCCUUUGACAACCGCAUCAAAGACUCCAAGAGGGAAAUCCACCUCCUGGGUCUCUUGUAUGACGCCUCUCGAACACUCUUUCCCAUGUACUGCCCUGAAUUUGCCGAAGAAGAUUAUAUCAUUGAAGAUAGUAUCGAGAUGAUGCUCCGACGCAAAGCUGGCAAGUCUGCCGUGGGUGGUGUUGCUCCUGCGAGGAUCAUUGGCGACGUCAGCCGGUUUGGUGACAAGGUGACAUCCGUCUUUGGCAACCUUGCCAGUGAAAUCACGGGCAAGCACGUCUUCAACCCCAACUCGGCCCACUCCAUUGUCAUUGAAGCCCUGGAGAAGAAGCGAUCCUCCGAAGCCCUGGCUAGACGUCUCUGGAUGUCCUUUGUCAUCGAGGGCCGGGACGCGCUCUACCCCGACGACGUGGAAGAGGUUCUUGGACCGGCUUACAAGGUAGAGGCCGAAGAGGCCUUUGAGGCCAUUGACACUGACGCCAACGGAGACAUUAGUCUCGAGGAGAUGCUGCGUAAAGUUGUGGAGAUGGGCAAGGAGCGAAAGGCUAUUGCCGAAGGCAUGAAGGACAUUGGUCAGGCCCUAACAGCAUUUGAUAAGGUCUUGCUGUUCGUAGUGUUACUGAUCACUGUUUUCAUCUUCCUGUCCUUCUUCAACAGUAGCCUUUUGACAACCAUUGCCACCGCUGGAACCGCUCUUUUAUCUCUUUCCUUUGUCUUUGCCGUUACCACUCAAGAGUUCCUUGGUUCCUGCAUCUUUCUUUUCGUCAAACACCCCUACGAUGUCGGUGAUCGUAUCGAGAUUUCCGGCACGCAGAUGCUUGUCGACCGCAUUUCCCUCCUGUACACCGUUUUCACGCGCACCGAUAGGAUGCAGGUGUCCCAGGUUCCCAACAUUGUAUUGAACAACCUCUGGAUCGACAACGUUACCCGAAGCAAGGCCAUGUCGGAGAGCUUCACCGUCGACGUCUCUUUUGACACCUCGUUUGAAGACAUUGAGCUGCUUCGCGUGGAGAUGGAGAACUUUGUCCGCGCGCCCGAGAACGCUCGAGACUUCCAUCCCGACUUCAGCAUUGGCGUUGGCGGUGUCAAUAACCUUGACAAGUUGACUCUCAAACUCGUCAUCAAGCACAAGUCCAACUGGCACAACGACCGCGUCCGGGCCACUCGCCGCUCCAAGUUCAUGUGUGCUCUGGCCAUUGCUAUGAAGAAGGUUCCCAUCCUUGCUCCUGGCGGCGGUGGCGAGGCUCUCGGCGGACCCACCAACCCUUCUUACUCUGUGGCCGUGACCGAUACCUGGGCUGCUGAGAGUCGAGACAAGGCAGCCAAGGCAACUGAUGCCGGACGCAUGGCACCGACAAUGCACCAGACCCCAGAGGAGCAGAUGGAAUCGGAGAAGAACGCAGCCUCUGCACUCAAUGCAAACCGAAACCUUGCCGUGGAAACCAUGGGUGUAUGGGAUUCUGAUAACCGCUCAAUCGCAUCUAGAGACCCAGGCGACCAG